CUCUUUCUUCAGUUCCCUGUUCAUGUAAAAUCUUCGACCACGCUGCGAUCAGUGCAUCGUGCAUGGGUUGUUUCGCGGUAUAACAUUUUAAUAACAUUUUAAUAACAUAAUUUGUCAAAAUAACGAAAUAUUUCUACAAGUUGUUGAGUAGAGAAUCUGUUGCAUAGUUUGUAGGCUAAAUGGGUCGUAAAGCAAAGUUUCGAGACCAGGUUUCUGGUCCUGGAAGGAAGGCAAAGAAACAAAGCGAUCCAACAUUUCCAAAGGGAGUCCUAGUUAAAGAAUCUAAUAAAUUAAGUCACCGACAGAAGCUAAGGGCAAGGAAGAGACUGUCAAAGAAUCAACAGUUGAAAGAAAAUGUCAAGAAAAUACUUAAUAAGAAAACUAAUAUGGAAGAAGAACAGAUACAGCCAAAAAAUAGAGGCGAUAUAAUAAAGCAGCAGAAAGGGAAGAAAGAGAAGAAAGUCAAGUUUGUCAGUGACAAAGGAGAUAAGAUGGAAAUCCAAUCUGAUCUGGUCUCAAGGCUAGAAACAAAAGUGAAACAAAAUAAAAAGAAACAAAAGGUGAAACAGAAAGAUAUAACCAAGAAUGUAAAAAGUGAUAGCAGUAAGAAUCAUCGCAGUGAAGACAAUGAAAUGAAAAUGUACUCUAAUAAUCAAAUAUCUAAACCAGGCAAGAAAGCAAAACAAAGUAAAAAGAUGAAAAUCAUGAAAGCUAAAACCAACAUAGAAAGUGAUAGUGAUGAGAAUAAUUAUAGUGACGAUGAAGAUAUGGAAAUACAUUCUAAUAAGCAAGUAACCAAACUAGGCAAGAAAGCAACGCAAAGUAAAAAAACAAAAGGAAUGAAUGCUAAGAUCAAUGUAGAAAGUGAAAGUGAUAAUGACGAAAUUGAGGAAAAUGAAAAUGGACAAAUGGAGGAAGAAGAUACGAGUGAGAAUGAAGAUAUGAAUGAGAAUGAAGGUAUGAGCGAGGACGGAGAAAACGAAGAUGUGAGCGAGGAUGAAGAAGAUACGAGCGAGGACGAGAGUCAGUUGCUUUCUACAGCAGAAUCACAAAAAACUUUGAAGAAGAAAAAAUUUAUGGAGAAUAAUGUAGAAAGUGACAGUGAAGAAAUGGUAUCAAGUGACGAGGCAGAAUCUGUCGAAGACGAGCAAAUGGAGAAAGAUGAUGACGAAAGUGACGAUGAGGAUUUACUUCCAAUAGAAAAAGCUAAUAAGAAAUUGAAAAGGAAAAAGGAGAAAGAGGAAAAACUUGCGGAGGAAGAAAUGGAUGAUAUGAUGGCAAAUCAGUGUGUAUUCUCUUUUCCAACUGAGCAAGAACUUACCAAUGUUACUAGCUUAAAAGAUAUUCAGCAACGGAUACGAGACGUUAUCAUGGUGCUAUCAGAUUUCAAGAGAUUGCGCGAGAAAGAUAGAUCACGUUCCGAGUAUACCGAGCUACUUCGGCGAGAUUUGUGCACAUAUUACAGUUACAACGACUUCCUAAUGGAAAAACUGAUGCAAAUGUUUCCGCUGGACGAGCUAUUAGAAUUUCUGGAAGCGAGCGAAGUGCAAAGACCUAUGACCAUCCGCGCGAAUACUCUGAAAACGCGACGACGCGACUUAGCCGAGGCUCUCAUCAAUAGGGGUGUUAAUCUCGACCCAAUAGGAAAGUGGACGAAGAUCGGUUUGGUAGUGUAUUCCACACAGGUACCCAUGGGCGCCACACCGGAAUAUCUAGCUGGACACUACAUCAUACAAGGCGCUUCCAGCUUCCUGCCCGUAAUGGCGCUGGACCCGAGGGAAAAGGAAAGAAUUCUCGACAUGUGUGCCGCGCCAGGCGGUAAAGCCUCGCACGUUGCCGCCCUCAUGAAAAACACCGGAACGCUAUUCGCUAACGACGCGAAUAAGGAACGAUUGAAGGCAGUCGUUGGCAAUUUCCAUCGACUUGGCGUCGUCAAUUCUAUAAUCUGCAAUUACGACGGGCGGAAGUUCCCUACGGUCAUGAAAUGCUUCGACAGAGUUCUGCUGGACGCUCCGUGCACGGGUACGGGGGUGGUCGCGAAAGAUCCCGGUGUGAAGGCGAGCAAGGCGGAAGUGGACAUUCAGCGGUGUUGCACGUUACAACGAGAACUGUUGUUAGCCGCAAUUGACUGUGUUAACGCGCGUUCGGACACGGGUGGUAUUAUCGUUUAUUCAACUUGCUCGAUUCUACCGGAGGAGAACGAGUGGAUCGUCGAUUACGCUCUUAAGAAGCGCGACGUCAAGCUGGUGCCUACCGGCCUGGAAUUUGGAACCGACGGUUUCACGAGCUACAGGCAACACCGAUUUCACCCCUCGCUGAAAUUAACUAAACGGUUUUACCCGCAUGUACAUAACAUGGACGGUUUCUUUGUAGCAAAACUGAAAAAAUUCUCCAACAAUAUUCUUAAUCAGAAAAAUUAGAAAAAUUGUUAAAUUUCCCUUA
Wasmannia auropunctata (little fire ant) is the source of this 2442-nucleotide messenger RNA. RefSeq names its product 25S rRNA (cytosine-C(5))-methyltransferase nop2. Lineage: Eukaryota; Metazoa; Arthropoda; Insecta; Hymenoptera; Formicidae. The coding region runs from base 180 to 2420 and encodes 746 amino acids. The record is from RefSeq and is a predicted model, not a curated record. The transcript has 7 exons. Gene Ontology annotation, biological process: rRNA base methylation; maturation of LSU-rRNA. Gene Ontology annotation, cellular component: nucleolus. Gene Ontology annotation, molecular function: RNA binding; rRNA (cytosine-C5-)-methyltransferase activity.